UCAGUGCAUGGUAGGCGGGGCGAGCGUGGUGACGUAGUUUGUGUGCGCGGAGAGCGGCCUAGCGGAGCCGGGACUGGGGACCGGCCUGAGGAAGGGAACCGCGCACUCAGUGGCUACAUGGAGGCGGUUACAGAAGCGGCAGAUUCCUGUGUUGUGUGCUCUUCCUUGCCGGGAUUAAAUGUGGGCUAUUUCUCUAUUUCUGCUCUCUGUGUAAAGCCUGGUGGUGAGCUACAGCACGGUUAGAGCAACAGAUACAAUUCACCCUGUGAUCUUCUGAGCGGAGAGCAAUGGAGCCGCUUAAUAUAACCCGGGACAUCAUCCAGCGGCAAAUAAAGGAGAGGAACACUCUGCAGUUCGAGCGACGAUAUCACGUCAUUGAUCCAUUCAUCAAGCGGCUGGGCCUGGAAUGCGAGCUGGAGGGUCACUCUGGGUGUGUGAACUGUCUGGAAUGGAAUGAGAAGGGCGAUUUGCUGGCCUCAGGAUCAGAUGAUCAGCACACCAUUCUCUGGGAUCCCUUUAGCUGCAAGAAACUGCUGACCAUGCACACUGGACACACGGCCAACAUAUUCACAGUAAAGUUCCUUCCUCACUCGAAUGACCGCACGCUGAUAACAGGAGCUGCUGAUUCCAAGGUGCAUGUCCAUGACUUGACUGUAAAGGAAACCAUUCACAUGUUUGGCGAGCACACCAAUCGCGUGAAGCGAAUCGCAGCUGCUCCCAUGUGGCCCAACACGUUCUGGAGUGCGGCAGAGGAUGGGACAGUCCGGCAGUAUGACCUGAGAGAGAGCAGCAAGCGCUCGCAGGUACUGGUGGAUCUUACAGAAUACUGCGGGCAGCAUGUGGAAGCUAAAUGCCUAGCCAUUAAUCCUCAGAACAAUAACUACCUUGCUGUUGGGGCAAGUGGUCCCUUUGUGCGAGUCUAUGACAUUCGCAUGAUUCACAAUCACAGAAAAACAGCAAAGCAGAGCUCAACCCCUGGAUUGCACACAUUUUGCGACAGGUACAAGUCCGUGCCAGAUGGAGCUGUUCAGUAUUAUGUAGCAGGUCAUCUGCCAGUAAAACAACCCGAUUAUAACAAUCGCCUCCGUGUGCUCGUAGCCACUUAUGUGGCAUUCAACCCUGAUGGAACCGAACUCUUAGUCAACAUGGGAGGGGAGCAGGUCUAUUUGUUUGAUCUGACGAAUAAGCAAAAGCCCUACACAUUUCUGCUACCCAAGAAGUGCCACUCCUCUACUGAUUUACAGAAUGGAAAAUCAAUAGCAAAUGGAGUUACAAAUGGAAUCCAUCUCCACAGUAAUGGCUUCAGGCUGUCGGAUGCAUGGGCACAAAGCAGUGUUCCCUAUGAGUUGCCACUUCAUUUAGAGAGGCUCAAACAGCAAGCAAAUGAUGCCUUCUCCCGGCAACAAUGGACACAGGCCAUCCAACUUUACAGCAAGGCCAUUCAGCAAGCGCCUGGGAACCCCAUGCUUUAUGGCAACAGAGCAGCAGCCUUCAUGAAGCGCAAGUGGGAUGGAGAUCAUUAUGAUGCCCUUAGAGAUUGUUUGAAAGCAAUUUCUUUGAAUCCCUCCCACCUGAAGGCCCAUUUCCGCUUGGCACGUUGUCUAUUCGAGUUGAAGUACGUUGCUGAGGCUCUGGAGUGCCUUGAUGACUUUAAGGGCCGUUUUCCUGAACAAGCCCACAGCAGUGCCUGUGAUGCACUGGAUCGAGAUAUCAAGGCUGUGCUCUUCGCAAAGACUGACAGCUCUGAGGAGAAGAAGGCAGGAGCUACCACCCCAAUCCGCAUCCGAUCGAGUGGCAGGAAGGAUUCCAUCUCCGAUGAUGAGGUGAUUCUGAGAGAGCGAGGUUAUGAUUACAAGUCACGCUAUUGUGGUCACUGUAAUACUACCACUGACAUCAAGGAAGCCAACUUUUUUGGAAGUAAUGGCCAGUACAUUGUCAGUGGUUCAGAUGAUGGAUCCUUCUUCAUCUGGGAGAAAGAGACAACAAAUCUUGUUCGUGUUCUGCAAGGCGACGAGUCGAUUGUGAACUGUCUGCAGCCUCACCCAAAGCACUGCUUCCUCGCGACAAGUGGCAUUGAUCCUGUAGUUCGCCUCUGGAGCCCGAGACCAGAAAGUGAAGAUCAAAAUGAGCGAGUGAUUGAAGAUAUGGAGGGGGCUUCACAGGCAAACCAGCGGCGAAUGAAUGCAGACCCACUUGAGGUCAUGCUCUUGAAUAUGGGAUACAGGAUCACUGGACUUACCAACAGCGGGAUGGCCUCAGAUGAUGAGGAAAACUCUGAAGGCCAGGUGCAGUGCCGGCCGAGCUAAACCGCAACCCCAACAACAGCGUACUUGGGACAGACCAGGAACAACUCUCGGUUCAGUGUGUCUGUGGCUGAAAACACUGCACUGUCCUCAGCUACGCACCAAAAGCUUGGUUCAGGAAGCAUUGACAGGGUUUGCAUUCUUUCCAACACCUAUCAGACUCACUUAUGAAUGAGCCCCAUACCAGUCUGCAGAAGUCUCAGAGAGUGAUGCUACUACCCUCUCAGGAACAGCUAACUGGGCCAAACCUGGUCUGAAUCGCAUAUGGGAGACUUCAAAUUGUUUCUGGUGAUUGGAAAAGACUCAUUUGAUAAGCAGAUCUUUUUGUAAAUUGUCUAGAUGCUGCUUUCAGUUUGUAUAAAUGCUUCCUCCUCUAUCACAUUCAGUCCCUUUGUAGUAAUGGGUUCUGCACAAUCCAUUAGCAACAAGCAGCCAAUAAUAUGGAGGUAAACUGCACUCCCUUCAUAGUCCUGGAGCCAUCACUUAGAGUCCCAGGACAUCUUGAUGCAGCUUUCAUUGCAGGCAGUAGAGGGUCAUGGCCAGUUGUCACACCCCUCAGUCACUGCCAUAUUUGUGACUCCUUUGCCUGACUCUGCCCCAGUUUACAAUGUUCAUACAGGAUGUGUAGCUAAACACGACCUAACAGAGAUCUCUGCAUCAUCAUUGGGGAUGUAGGACUGUGGACACAGGAUGAAAUCACAAUGUACAUGCAGCGAGGAGACUGUCCAUGGUGAAGAAUGGGAGUUGUCAGGAAUACUUUGUUGUGAACAAUCUAGGGUGGGGUUUGCAAAGUGUAAUACUGCCCUCUCCUGGAAUGCUUCUUCCAGGGUGUCCUUUUACUCGGGUGUCACUAAAACUCUGCCAAGCCCCAGUCCCAUCAGGAGCUCGGAAUCGAAUAUUCCAUUAGCAGAACAGAUUUCAGAUGAAUAUGGGGGGGAGGAUUUCUUAAGUAUCUUUGGUUUCUUUUGCUGGCUGUUUCUUUUUGAUGACUUCUGUUGCGAUGUGUGAACUAGUUUAAGUAUUGAGCUAUCAGCUUUGAGAAGAAGCAGCAUUGCUGUUGGUAAAGCUAGAGAAGGAUUGAUUGGUUUAGUUCUCAUUCUGAUUCCUAAUUUGCUGUUCAAAGUGUAGCAAAUUUUGUGGGGUUUGGCUGAAAGUUGUAGUGUGAGGUAGGGGAGAAUGUUUCAGUUCUGGGCAGGUUGGGGGAACACUGGGUAACUCUGUGAAAGACUGGAAGGGGAGGGAAGCAAACUGACAAUGUGGUAGGAAGUAAUUAAAAUAGCAACAACUAACUGCAACCAUUCUGUUAAACACUGACCCAAGCAAUCUGAGCACUCUACCUGAUUUGUAGAGUGGGUUAGCAAGCUAUUGUUCUACUUCUGAAACUUGCAUUGAGAUCUAAUGAAGAGAUGGGAUUUUGCCUGCCAGUGUAAAGUUCCAGCUCGUGAAAGUUUCAGGAGAUUCCACUCAAAUUGACUGAAAAUGUGGCACCCAAACUGAUAUGUUCAAAAGAGUGACAGAUAUGGGAAAUGGAAUGUCUUACUGACAGCAGGGGAUAAUGUUUUAGGGCAGAGUGCAGUGUAUAAAGGAGUGCUGUUUUAAGAGGGUGUGCUAUAUAUGAAGCGGCAUGGUUGUGAGGAGCUAUGAUGUUGUGUAUAGCAGAAGGUGGGGUUAAGGUGCUGUGUAUUGAUUGGUUUUGCAGUGAUUGAUGCUACAAGUAGUCAACAUUAAUUAUCAUCUCACUUCCUGGACAAACAAAUCCAUAGCAUGCAGAGGCUCCUCUGCUGCAAGUUCUAUUUGCAUUUUAAGACAUGUCCAGUUGCAUUAUACUGAAUUGAUGGUGAGUUUGUGUAAUAGUGGUCACUUAAUCACUUCAGCUUCACUUGGAAAGAUUUGUUCAUCGAUGUAUUUUAAUAGUCACUAAUUUAUUGCUUUCAUGAGCUGGCUGCAAUCUGCAAAGCUCAGUUAGAAAUUCCUCUGCCUGUGCAAUAAAGGCCAAAUUGACAGGGUCAGUCACCAAUCACCUAUGACUGCCCUUGCAGUUAUUAUACUGGGUAUGCUGUGGCUGAUUGAUCACCUAGUUAUUGAUCAGUUGCUGAGAGCAUGAGCUGCUAGAUUAUUGCAGGCUGGUGUUUCCUGAAAUCCUCCCUAAGGGCUAUAGCAUUAGAAUUCAGCCAGGAGCUCAUGGCUCAGUGAGGUGCCUAAUCCUAGGACAGAGAGGCUGUGGUGGAGGAGCAGGCUUGAUUGAAAUGUUGCCAGAUCCAGUGUUUCAUUACCAGCUGCUCCCACCAUCAGCUAUCAUGUGACUACUUUGUUAAAUUAAUUUUUUAAAGUAUAAUUUAGGUUUUGGUGGGACUGUUAAUAGGAAAAAUUAUUCCACUUAAAAUCCUGCCCAAUAUCUUCACUGGGAUUGUUGCUUGUUUGCCAUUGCUUAAGAGUCUUGAUCUGAAGUUGUAACCCCCUGUGGGGUCAGCCAGUAUGUGAAAUGGAAGAGAUCAUCAGUGGGGUCAGUCAGCAGGGUUGAGUGGUAGGGUAGGUGUUUGGGUCAGUCAGUGUGCUAGAUAUUCCUCUGCAGUAAUUGCAGUCUCCCCACUCCCACCCAAUUCAUGAGCUCAGUGCCAAUUGCUUGUUUAAACCUCACUCAGUUUGUUGCUCCUGUCCUUGCCUGUGAUUUGAUGAGGAAUUAUCCGUGGGAAGCUGCUAACUGUAAAAAUUAAAUUGUUAAUCCACGGUUGUGAUGAGUUUAAAGCCAGCAUUAAAUGGCGAGUUUAGCAGAAUGCUGUUUGGUUUGGUUGCUAAUAAUUCAUACUUGUAUGGGGGCUGCUGCUUUCAAGUUUGUAGUUACACUCAAUGUACAUCAGUGCAAUAAAAACACAAACCGCA
Molecule: messenger RNA, 5183 nt
Organism: Carcharodon carcharias (great white shark)
Lineage: Eukaryota; Metazoa; Chordata; Chondrichthyes; Lamniformes; Lamnidae
Gene: wdtc1
Product: WD and tetratricopeptide repeats 1
Exons: 16
Coding region: 288-2306 (672 amino acids)
Biological process (GO): negative regulation of fatty acid biosynthetic process
Cellular component (GO): Cul4-RING E3 ubiquitin ligase complex; cytoplasm
Molecular function (GO): protein binding
Source: RefSeq, a predicted model, not a curated record